This is a messenger RNA of Vidua chalybeata, 3462 nucleotides long. It is a transcript of the gene PTPRN, whose product is annotated as protein tyrosine phosphatase receptor type N. Gene Ontology annotation, molecular function: protein tyrosine phosphatase activity. Gene Ontology annotation, biological process: protein dephosphorylation. Gene Ontology annotation, cellular component: secretory granule. The coding region runs from base 50 to 2932 and encodes 960 amino acids. The transcript has 23 exons. Lineage: Eukaryota; Metazoa; Chordata; Aves; Passeriformes; Viduidae. The record is from RefSeq and is a predicted model, not a curated record.
GGCGGGGGCGCGGCCGGCGGGUGCGCCAUGGUGCGGCCGUGAGCGGAGCAUGGGGCGGCGGCUCCUCCGGGCGCUCCUCUGCCUCCUCCUCCUGGCCGGCCGCGGGCAGCUGCGUGACGGUGCCGCCGCCGCCACCGCCGCACACGGCUGCCUGUUUGACCGAAGGCUGUGCUCCCCGCAGGAGGUGUGUGUGCAGGAUGGGCUGUUUGGGCAAUGCCAGGUGGGCUCCGUGCAGGACAGACCAUACUUUCAGGUCACAUCUCCUGUGCUCCAGCGUCUGCAGGAUGUCUUGCGGCAUCUCAUGGCACAAGGGCUCUCGUGGCAGGAUGGCAUCACCCAGUAUGUGAUCUCUCAGGAGAUGGAGCGCAUACCCCGCCUCCGCCUGCCGCCCUCGCUGGAGCCGGUGGCCAGGGACAGGUUCCUGCCUCACCGCAGCGAGCCCCGGCGAGCCCCACUAGCCCCAGACCCUGGCCUGCCAGCAGCUCAGCAUUUGGAGCAGCCCCCACCACUGCUGCUUUCCCCUCUGAUGCAGCGGUACCUGGAGCACAUCCUGCUGCCCUCCCCACCCCAGCUGGGCUACGAGGAGGCUCUGCUCAAUCCCUACUCCUACCACAAGUUCGGCUAUCAGGAUGGUGCUCACCAGCAUCCCAGCAGCUCAGCCAGGCAGAGCUCUGAGACCUCCUCGCUGCUGGGCCGGGUCCCUGCCCAGACCCUUCUUGGGGCUGGCCCUGUGCCCUCCUAUGGCGGGCAGCCAGGAGUGGAUGGGGGGCAUCUUUUCCAGGACUUGGGCAUGCUUUCCCUGCCCAGAGAGAGAGCUGGCCGCCCGGACCCUGCCAGCACCAGGCUUCAGCACAGCUUGCGGCUCCCCAAUGACUACAGAAACAUAGAGGAGAGGGAGCAGCAAGCACCCCUGGCUGCCCAGCCACCCUCUGCACAGACGGAUGCUGCCCUGAAGAGACUGGCUUCUCUCCUGGCCAGCUAUGGCCUGGGGCUGCCAGAACUGAGUCCCCAGCAGAUAAGCAGCCUAUCCACCCUCCUCCAACUGCUCCAGAGCUCUGGUGUUGCUGGCCCUGAAGUGCCCACAGCGAAACGGUUGGGUUUGCAGCAGGGUGAUGCUGGAGGAGGUGCCAUGGCACAGGUGAUGGAGGGGGACAUGCAGCAUGGAGAGGAGCCAGUGCCCCCUUCUUCCACAAUGCCACCCCCCAAAAUCCCAGCCAGCAGCUCCCCAGGAGAUGGAACGAAGGGCAGGGCAGCAUCCUCAUCAGCUCCCCGGGCUGAGCCACAGCAGGGACACAGUGUGGAUGCACUCAGCCCUGGAAAGCACAUUGUGGUGGAGAAGAAGAGCUACACAGAGAUGAAGGACAGUGGGGCACAACAGGGCAUGCGGCCACUAGACGAGUAUGGCUACAUCAUCACAGACCAGAAGCCCCUGGGGCUGGCUGCUGGUGUGCAGCUGCUGGAGCUCCUAGCCAAGCACCUCCACCUCUCCACUGCCAGCUUCAUCAACAUCAGCGUUGUGGGUCCUGCACUUACCUUCCGCAUCCGACAGAACCCCCAGAACUUUUCACUGGCAGAUGUGGCCAGCCAGACUGAGCAAGUGAAGGGAGAGCUGGAGCACGAGCUGGGCCUGAAGAUUGUGCAAACAGGAGUGGGAGAGCGAAAUGAGGCUGCUGCCUACUCACACCCGUCCCGCUUCGGGGAUGGCUUUCACUCAGUGCUGCUGACCUUCAUCGCCCUGGCCUGCGUGGCGGUCAUUGCCAUCGCAGUGUCUGCAGCCUUCUGCCUCCGGCGCCACGCCAAGCAGCGGGAGAAGGAGCGCCUGGCUGCCCUGGGGCCAGAGGGUGCUGCUGACACCACCUUCGAGUACCAGGAGCUGUGCCGCCAGCACAUGGCUGCCAAGUCUCUCUUUGGCCGCACUGACACACCGGCGGCACCAGUAGAGACUUCAAGGGUCAGCAGUGUCUCGUCCCAGUUCAGCGACGCUCCACAGCCCAGCCCCAGCUCCCACAGCAGCACGCCCUCCUGGUGCGAGGAGCCUGUCCAGUCCAACAUGGACAUCUCCACUGGACACAUGAUCCUGGCCUACAUGGAGGACCACCUCCGCAACCGGGACCGGCUGGCCAAGGAGUGGCAGGCACUCUGUGCCUACCAAGCUGAGCCCAGCAUCUGCUCCAUUGCCCAGAGUGAAGCCAACCUGAAGAAGAACCGCAACCCCGACUAUGUGCCCUAUGAUCAUGUGCGGAUCAAGCUGAAAACCGAGAGCAACCCAUCCCGCAGUGACUUCAUCAAUGCCAGUCCAAUCAUUGAGCAUGACCCACGGAUGCCAGCGUACAUUGCCACCCAGGGGCCGCUGUCCCACACUAUUGCUGACUUCUGGCAGAUGGUGUGGGAACAUGGCUGCACUGUCAUUGUCAUGCUGAGCCCCCUGGCCGAGGACAGUGUCAAGCAGUGUGACCGCUACUGGCCAGAUGAAGGCUCCUCUCUUUACCACAUUUAUGAGGUGAACCUGGUGUCAGAGCACAUCUGGUGCGAGGAUUUCCUGGUGCGCAGCUUCUACCUGAAAAACGUGCAGUCGCAGGAGACCCGCACCCUGACGCAGUUCCACUUCCUCAGCUGGCCGGCCGAGGGCAUCCCCACCACCACCCGGCCCCUCCUUGACUUCCGCAGGAAGGUGAACAAGUGCUACCGGGGUCGCUCCUGCCCUAUUAUCGUGCACUGCAGUGAUGGUGCAGGCAGGACUGGGACCUACAUCCUUGUUGACAUGGUCCUGAACCGAAUGGCCAAAGGGGUGAAGGAGAUAGACAUAGCUGCUACGCUGGAGCAUAUCAGAGAUCAGCGGCCUGGUAUGGUGCAGACCAAGGACCAGUUUGAGUUUGCACUGACGGCUGUGGCCGAGGAAGUGAACGCCAUCCUGAAGGCACUGCCGCAGUGAUGGCAAGGAGCCCUCCCUCCCCUCUUGUCUGCUCCCUGCCCUGCGCUUCGCACUCUCCUCACCAGCCUCUGGGGCUGCUCUCCCUGUAAAGUGGUGUCUGUGCUUCUGGCUCUGCUCCCCCUGCCCCCAGGCACCCCUUCCCAUCUCCCCAAGGACACUGACCUCAGGCCCUCUGUGUGCAGGAACCCCAUCACACCCGCUGUCACCUCGGAGGGGACAGGGCUUGUGGCCCUUAAGCCCUGUGGAGGGGGACACCAGGUGGUGCUGCUGGGAACUGACAGGGGGACUCCCCAACCUGUCAGCUCUGUGUUAGCCCUCUUCCUGUACCCAUGUCGGGGGCAGAAGUGGGGGCAGGGGUCCUCCACAGCUGGGGGGGAGCAUGGGGUGCAGGGGGGCCUGGCCCAACCCCACUCCAGGUCCUCUUUGUGUGCUCCCUGCCUAGUCACUCGAGCAGAAGAAAAAUUUCUAGAGAACUAUAAUUUUGUAUCUUGAUGUGAAUAAAGUUCUUGUGUCACGUUCGUGCAGCUGCA